UCAGUGUGGAGCUGCACGUCUCCUCCUCACCACACGGACACCAGUCCACCACCUCUGAGGUCCGCGGUUUGCCAGUAGAACCAGUAGAACCAGCAGAACCAGCAGAACCAGCAGCAUGACGCUCACCAGCGACCCGAACUACAAGAAGCUGGAUCAGUGGUUCAAAGCGAACCGGGGGAGCCUCAACAUGAGGGACCUGUUCGAGUCCGACCCGGGUCGCUUCAACGCGUUCAGCACCACUCUGGAGACAGACGAUGGAGAAAUCCUGCUGGACUACUCCAAGAAUCUCAUCAACCAGGAAGUGAUGUCCAUGCUGCUCGCCUUGGCCAAGUCGAGGGGAGUGGAGGAGGCCAGAGACGAGAUGUUCUCCGGAGAGAAACUCAACUUCACCGAGGGCCGCGCUGUGCUGCACGUCGCUCUGCGGAACCGCUCCAACGCGCCAAUCCAAGUGGACGGUGAGGACGUGAUGCCGGAGGUGAACCGCGUUCUGGACAAGAUGAAGGCCUUCUGUCACCGAGUUCGUAGCGGGGAGUGGAAAGGCUUCAGUGGGAAAAGCAUCACGGAUGUUGUGAACAUCGGCAUCGGAGGCUCUGACCUGGGUCCUCUGAUGGUGACGGAGGCUCUGAAGCCGUACUCUGCAGGAGGACCAAACGUGUGGUUCGUCUCCAACAUUGACGGGACUCACAUGGCCAAGACCCUCGCUAAGCUCAACGCAGAGACAACCCUCUUCAUCAUCGCCUCCAAAACGUUCACCACUCAGGAGACCAUCACCAACGCAGAGUCGGCCCGGGACUGGUUCCUCCAGACAGCCAAUGAUAAAUCUGCUGUCGCCAAACAUUUUGUGGCUCUGUCAACCAACGCAGUCAAAGUGAAGGAUUUCGGCAUUGACACAGCAAACAUGUUUGAGUUCUGGGAUUGGGUCGGAGGUCGUUACUCUCUGUGGUCAGCCAUCGGUCUGUCCAUCGCUCUGCACAUAGGCUUUGAAGGCUUUGAGCAGCUUCUGUCCGGAGCUCACUGGAUGGACAACCAUUUCCGCAGCGCCCCCCUGGAGCAGAACGUCCCCGUCCUGCUGGCGGUUCUUGGUGUUUGGUACAUCAACUUCUUCCAGGCGGAGACUCACGCCAUGCUGCCCUACGACCAGUACAUGCACCGCUUCGCUGCCUACUUCCAGCAGGGCGACAUGGAGUCUAACGGUAAAUCCAUCACCAAAGAUGGCGUCCGUGUCGACUAUCACACCGGACCAAUCGUGUGGGGAGAGCCAGGGACCAAUGGACAGCAUGCCUUCUACCAGCUCAUCCACCAAGGAACUCGGAUGAUUCCUGCAGACUUCCUCAUUCCUGCUCAGUCACAGCAUCCAAUCAGAGACAACCUGCACCACAAGAUCCUGGUGGCCAACUUCCUGGCUCAGACAGAAGCUCUGAUGAAGGGGAAGACUGCCGACGAGGCUCGUGGAGAGCUGGAGGCCGGCGGCCUGAAGGGCGACGCCCUGCUGCAGCUGCUGCCUCAUAAGGUCUUUGAAGGCAACAAGCCGAGCAACUCCAUCGUCUUCAAGAAGCUGAGCCCGUUCGUACUAGGAGCUCUGGUUGCGAUGUACGAACACAAGAUCUUUGUUCAGGGAAUCGUUUGGAACAUCAACAGCUACGACCAGUGGGGCGUUGAACUCGGGAAGCAGCUGGCGAAGAGAAUCGAGCCGGAGUUGACGGACAGGUCCGAGGUCUCCUCCCACGACUCGUCCACCAACGGCCUCAUCAACUUCCUGAAGAAGAACUUCACCUGAUUCGUGGGUCACAUGACCAACCCGCCCUCCUCCUGUAGUGCUCUCUCAUUGGCUGGAAUCCUGGUCACUUUAUGUCUGUUAUCACUGGCUUCUAUCUGGAGUAGAAACGUGCAGAUGUUACUGUAGCUGAAGCCCCGCCCCCUAACAUAGGCAGCACUGACUUUCAAAAUAAAAGUCCCGUUUGUCACUGAA
Messenger RNA from Cyclopterus lumpus (lumpfish), 1969 nucleotides. RefSeq names its product glucose-6-phosphate isomerase a (gene gpia). The transcript has 18 exons. The coding region runs from base 116 to 1777 and encodes 553 amino acids. Gene Ontology annotation, cellular component: cytosol. Gene Ontology annotation, molecular function: monosaccharide binding; glucose-6-phosphate isomerase activity; carbohydrate derivative binding. The record is from RefSeq and is a predicted model, not a curated record. Lineage: Eukaryota; Metazoa; Chordata; Actinopteri; Perciformes; Cyclopteridae. Gene Ontology annotation, biological process: glycolytic process; glucose 6-phosphate metabolic process; gluconeogenesis.